Mizuhopecten yessoensis (Yesso scallop) is the source of this 1507-nucleotide messenger RNA. Its product is annotated as D-beta-hydroxybutyrate dehydrogenase, mitochondrial-like. NCBI's taxonomy places the organism in Eukaryota, Metazoa, Mollusca, Bivalvia, Pectinida, Pectinidae. The transcript is spliced from 6 exons. The record is from RefSeq and is a predicted model, not a curated record. Bases 45 to 1097 code for a protein of 350 amino acids.
UACUAGCCUAUCCACACAUGUCGACCUUAUAACCUAGUUAUACGAUGGCGCAUUUCCACACUGAGUUCUUGCUGUUUAUAGGAUACUGUCUACUAAAUGUUUACGUUUUAGUCACCUAUUGGAAAUGGUCACUAGGGCUGGUAUUACUGUACUUAGGUUAUCGACUGACCAGAAUGAAAAGUAGACUGACCAUCGCAGGGAAAGCUGUUCUAAUAACAGGAUGUGACACAGGAUUCGGACACCACAUCGCCAAGCGUCUAGACGACAGGGGCUUCACGGUAUACGCAGGGGUUUUGAAUGAAAACAGCGACGGGGCCGAGGCCUUACGUUCUCGAAAAUCACAAAACCUACAUGUCAUCAAACUCGAUGUCACGAAAGAGGAAGACGUUAAUAAAUCAUUAGAAUAUGUGACCAAUAACAACAAAGCAGAUCUGUGGGCAGUGGUAAACAAUGCAGGCAUUAAUAUGCCGGGGGACGUGGAGCUAGCGACAGUAGACCAGUACAAGAAAUGUGCUGAAGUCAACCUGUACGGUCCAAUACGUGUUAUUCGGGCUUUCCUUCCACUCAUUCGUAGAUCUAAAGGACGCAUUGUAAAUGUUUCGAGUGUAAGGGGACGUUUUUCAUGGCCAAGUGAUUCGAUGUAUCAUGUUACCAAACAUGGUUUAGAGACUUUGAGUGAUUCUCUCAGAAUGGAGAUGAAGAAAUUCGGGGUCAAGGUCGUGAUUGUUGAGCCAGGAAACUUUGUUGACGCAACAGCUAUUAGCGGACGAGAAAUGAUGAAGAGGAUCCAGAGAGAAGUUGACUUUAUGUGGGACCACGCCUCGGAGGACGUUAAGGAGACAUACGGACGACACUACCUCCACCGAAAGUUGAAGUGUUCCUUUGAAAAUGAUGGGAAACUAUCCAUGAGCCCCGUUAGUGAUGCCAUAGAGGACGCCAUCAUCGCUGAAAACCCCAACAUCAGGUACCUGGUGCCAGGAUAUUUUCUCGACAUUUAUGCUAUGAUUGCCCGUGUCUACUGUUUCCUACCUAGCUGGCUCACAGAUAUCAUAGUGGACAGACUAACAGGAUACUCCUCUUUUCCCAAUCAAAAUUAACAGUUUAAUUGUGAGGAAGUUUAAAUGAAUUUACAUUCUGUUUGACUUUAAUAUAAUUCUAUACAAUAAGUGAGUAACAUUUAAUUCAUUUAAUCUGUUACCUUUGACCUUCAUACACUGUAAGUGUCGCAGCCUAUGACGUACGCAGCAUCAGAUCUACACUUGAGUAUUGGAUGGAGGAUCUGAUGUUAUUGACAAUUAUUACUUCCGGUUGAUCGUUGGGUUUGAUAGGUUUUUGUCUACCAUUGUAAAUAAUAAUAGUCGGAUAAACAUCCAUUGUAUGUCUACAGCUGUAUGUAGAUAAAAAUGUACAAUAAACUAUACACGGCUGGAUGAAGUGGAAUUCGUAUGAUCUUUUAAGGGAAUUCUGACUUGAAAAUAUUAAGCUGGGUUAACAACAAAAUGUUAAC